Struthio camelus australis is the source of this 3289-nucleotide messenger RNA. RefSeq names its product X-C motif chemokine receptor 1 (gene XCR1). Gene Ontology annotation, biological process: calcium-mediated signaling; positive regulation of cytosolic calcium ion concentration; cell chemotaxis. Gene Ontology annotation, cellular component: membrane; external side of plasma membrane. NCBI's taxonomy places the organism in Eukaryota, Metazoa, Chordata, Aves, Struthioniformes, Struthionidae. The record is from RefSeq and is a predicted model, not a curated record. Gene Ontology annotation, molecular function: C-C chemokine receptor activity; C-C chemokine binding.
UGGAAGUCUAGUAAUUGUGUUGAUUUUCACUAAAAAUUUGCUUCAAUCGCUGGUUGCGUUUCUUUGAAGCAGCUGCUGGGGAACUGUGUGAGGUCUGCACAAACAAAUGGAUGAAGAACAUUACCCACCCGCUUCAGAUGAGAAUUAUUCAUACGGAUACUCUUUUAAUGAAAGCAAUGUCUGUGAAAUGGGUAACUAUUUUGUAUUUUACACCCAUCUGACUACUGUCCUCUACACUCUGGCAUUUUUACUCAGCCUGCUAGGAAACACUCUAGUGCUAUGGAUCCUAUUCAAAUAUGAAAACCUUGCAUCUUUAACAAGUAUCUUCAUCAUAAAUCUUUGUGUCUCUGAUUUAGUCUUCUCGUGCAUGCUGCCUUUCUGGGCAGUGGAGCAGUCCUUCGGGUGGAUUUUUGGUGAGUUCCUCUGCAAAGCGGUAAAUGCUGUUUUCUCUACUGGCUACUAUAGCGGUGUUUUCUUUUUGACUCUCAUGACUAUUCUGCGGUACUUGUCCGUAGUGAAUCCCCUUUCAACUCUGAGAUCCCAGACACAGUGCUGUGGUUUUCUGGUGAGCUUGGCCAUUUGGACUUGCAGCAUAUUAAUUGUGGUUCCUGAGGUGAUUCACACCACUGUGCAAGAAAGCUUGGACGGCAUCAAGACCUGUGAUUACGCUGACUGGAAAUGGAAGAAGAUGGACAUUUAUCUGAGAAAUAUCCUUUUCCUGUUUUCCUUUGCAAUUAUUGUGUUCUGUUAUGUCAAGAUAUUGAUCAUUCUGCUUGGAGCCAAAUCUCGCAGAAAGCACAGGACUGUGAAACUCAUUCUGAUUAUUGUAGUGGUUUUUUUCCUGAGCUGGGCACCUUACAACAUCCUCAGUUUUUUGAUUACUUUUCCACCACCUACCUGUCAGUAUGAAAAGGAUGUCAACCUUGCCUUUCACAUCAGCCGUAAAAUUGCUUUCUCCCACUGCUGCCUCAACCCUGUGCUCUAUGUAUUUGUUGGAGUCAAGUUCAAGAGGCAUUUGUUACAUUUACGCAAUCAAUGUUUACCAUGUGGCAUCGGUCGAGCCUCCAGCCCCAGCAUCUGUUCGCAAGGUAAAUUCCACUAUGAAGACGCAUCCAGCCACGGAAGCAAGGUCUAACUAUUAGUGCUCCUCCUGGAUGAACUUUCAGAUUUUAAAAGCCAUGGAUAAUCUCUAAUUUUUAGAGACUCUUCCCUGAGCAACAGAUAAACAAGCUUACUCUUUGCAAACAUGUUGAGUAUGGAAAAUAAUAAAAAAACGUAUUUGCAGCAGGAUGGAGUAGCUGAGAAGCUACUUCAUUCAUCUGUAAGUCACUUUGUGCUUUUUGUAUUCCGUGAGAUGGAUUUGCUCUCAUUGAUUUUUCUUUUUAAAAACAAAACAAAUUUUAUUUUUAAACAAUUUUUAGCUUUAGGUGCUAAAACAUCAGGCUUUACCAUAAAUGGUACUGCAUGUUGCUUUCUUGUCUGACUUAAAAUACUUGGGUUAUAUAUAGCAAUGGAUACAUAUGUAUUUCUUUAGCUUUUAGUGCUUUACAGUGGUGAAUAUCAGAGCCGAACUCAUCAGUUCCCUCUUUUUGGAGCUCUGAAGACUUACUGGUCUGACAAUAGCUACAAGAUCUCAGAAUCUUUGAAGUCCUCAAUAUAAAUGUUCUUUUAACUGUUAGUGGGUAAAUGUAUAUACUAGCUUAAUAUAAAGGCAGUUUUCUGGCUCUGAAAUGGGAUGUUUGGGAGAGCCAUGAAAGGAACACAAGUUGUAACGAGAUACUUUGGUUGCUGGGUUAUUCUUUUUUCUCCUGUCACUGCUCCUGCCCCAGGCACCUUCCAUUCUCUGAAUAAUGUCCCUUCAGGCUGUUGCAGUGGAUCUGCAGCCACUCUUCUGCGCAAGGCAGGAGCAUAUUUACCCCUAUUCGCUGUCUCCCUCCCUCUCUCCCUGUGCCAUAGCUCUGAGAAGAAUUAAGCUUUAUAAAAAGGUUACAGUGCAGAACAAGCGGCUUAUUUCAAUACCCGCAUGGAAAUAGUUGCUUUGUUUGUAAAAUUAAUGUUUGGCCUGUUUUAUUAGGAAGCCAGAACAGCAGAUUUUAGCCCAUAUAUUUGCGUGCUUGCUCCUUCACCACUCUUCUUUUAAUGGCUUCACAAGGAUGUUGAAAUCUCUGCUUAAAACCUGGUCAUCAAAGCCAGACAUGUGUUUGUUUUUGACCUGCCUCAUGUCUAAAUACCAGAUAUGCUCAUACCUGGCCUAGCCAGCUUUCUGGGCAGAUGCAGUUCUUUCAUGUCAUGGAUGCAUUUUAUCUGCAUAGGCAAGUGGGAAGUAAAGUGCAAAUAUUUGCACGAAUUUGAUUUUGAAAACGUUGCUAAGAGGCUUUGUUGUGAUAAGUGCAGGAGUAUUUUUAAAUGAUUGCUAAAAUAUGAUUUCACAACUAAAAGCAAGCUGAGGGAAUCCAGUUCAACAUCAUACAUUAUUGCAACAAAUCCAAAGACAUGGUGAUUGCAGCAGUCAAAAGCAACAUUUUUUUCUCUGCAGGAACUGAUAUUCUUCAUGAUAGCUCAUGAAAGUAAAAAACAUGUACUGCCCACUCCUGUGUAACUAAAUUAGAAAGCCUCUGGAAACUGUAAUAUUUCAUUGCCUUGUGUUUGUAUAGAAAGCCGAGGCAGCUUUGCAAUGGCACCAAACUUUAUUUUUGUGCUAGGUAGCAAUUUGGUUUUUGUAGACAACCAUCUUGGAUGGUCUCUGUGUUUUUUCUAUACUAUUUCAUUUGAUCUCCAAAGAUCACCUGCAGCAAAUAACAGAUUCUUCUGAGCUGCUAUGCAGAUUGUAAGAAAACGGAAACUCAGUAAUGCCCAUACUGAAGCAGACUAAGGGUCCGUCUAAUCCAAAACCCUAGUUUCUGAUAGAGCUUGCCAGUAGUUUCUAGUUGUGCUUCAGCUCAGCUGCCAGAACAAAAUGCUUAUAUCUUGUCCCUUAUCAUUAGAGGCACCUUUCCAAACGAGUCAGUUCUGGUAUUAUAAUACUACAAUUAUUGCCUAUAGCUUAUUAAAAAAAAAAAAGUUACUCAUUAAUCACAUAAGGAAUGGACUUGUGUUCAGACAAACCAUGGAACGAUGGAACUUGUCACCAGUCUGAUUUGUGGUGAAGUCCAGCCUCUGGCUCUUGUCUCUUGGUAAGAGGUAACAGACAUGCAAAAUGAAUGUGAUUCCUUCCAUAUAGUUCAAGAGACUUUAGACUGGGGACUCAAUACCUUCAGCUAUGAAGAGGCAAGCUACUAAAGGAUAUGAA